GGCUCAUUCCGGCAACGUUUCUUUGCAUGUGACCCUUCUCCGUCGACAUUCCCGUCCCCUUCCGUUCCGUCUGAUUUCUCCCGUCUUCCACAGACGCCCCAGCUUGGUAUUCCGCAAAAUGCUUUCUAGAAUCCUCUUCCUGGUGGCUGUCGCCGGAAUAUUCCAACUCUCGUGGGGAUACGAUCGCCCUCCUCCUCGGAAAAACGUUGCCGUUAAACUGGCCGAUGAUGAUGAUCCCUCUCCUCAACAGGUCCAUAUAUCCUUGGUUGGGAGAGACAGCAUGAGAAUUUCAUGGAUUACAAAUGAUGAUUCUCUAGCUUUAGUAGAGUAUGGCACGUCUCCAUGGGCCUUUGAUAGAUCUGCAACCGGAGAUACUUCUACGUAUCGCUACUUCCUCUACAAAUCCGGUCAAAUACACAACGUAGUUAUUGGCCCCUUGGAUCCAGAUACGAUCUACUAUUAUCGUUGUGGUGGUGCUCCAAACAAAAUGUACAGCUUAAAAACUCCACCUGCUCAGCUGCCCAUCAAGUUUGCAGUAUCAGGUGACUUGGGCCAGACUGAAUGGACCCACUCAACACUCCAACACAUUGCAGAAUCUAAUUAUGAUGUGCUGCUCCUCCCUGGUGACUUGUCUUAUGCCGACACUUACCAGCCGCUGUGGGACUCAUUUGGGCUCCUGGUCGAGCCACUGUCCAGCAGUCGGCCAUGGAUGGUGACUCAAGGCAACCAUGAGAUUGAGAAGAUCCCACUUAUCACCAGACACCCAUUCAAAUCCUACAAUGCUAGGUGGCGAAUGCCGUAUGAAGAGAGCAACUCAACCUCCAAUCUCUAUUACUCAUUCGACAUGCCACGUGUUCACAUCGUCAUGCUCGGCUCGUACGCCGACUUCGAAAUCGGCUCGGACCAGUACAAGUGGCUUCAAGCUGACUUGGCUAACGUCGAUAGGGAGAGAACACCUUGGCUGGUAGCUCUGCUGCAUGCACCAUGGUACAAUUCUAAUAGUGCUCACCAAGGAGAAGGAGAGGACAUGAGGGUGGCAAUGGAGAGUCUGCUCUAUGAUGCACAUGUGGAUGUCGUGUUUGCAGGGCAUGUCCAUGCCUAUGAACGCACUGAUCGAGUGUAUAAUGGAACAUUGGACAGCUGCGGCCCUGUGCACAUCACCAUUGGAGAUGGUGGCAACAGAGAAGGCCUAGCAACAGAGUUUAUGGAUCCGAAACCGGAAUGGUCAGUCUUCAGGGAAGCAAGCUUUGGACACGGACUGCUGCAGGUGGAGAACGACACCCACGCCGGGUGGACAUGGCACCGCAACGACUACGACGAAUCAGUUGUAGCAGAUCGGGUCUGGCUGACUAGAUCUUGGGGUCUGAACCAGUGUACUGCCAACGUACAUUGACCCUAUCCAGGGACGACACUGUUUGAUGCUUUACAGCGCAAAAGUUGCAGACCCCUCGCGGGGAAAGAUUUGAACGAGACUCGAUCUCUUUUUUAUAUUCAUCAGCGCAAAAAGAUGCAAACACGGAGUCAGACAAUCUUUGAACGAUCCACAUUCCGCAGCCACGAGAUCCUUUCGAUCUUCUCCUGUGUCGAAAUGAUUCGGGGACCACGAAAAUUAUUUGUUUUUUCUUUUUUUCGUUUUU
This is a messenger RNA of Nymphaea colorata (pocket water lily), 1637 nucleotides long. RefSeq names its product probable purple acid phosphatase 20. The coding region runs from base 119 to 1393 and encodes 424 amino acids. Lineage: Eukaryota; Viridiplantae; Streptophyta; Magnoliopsida; Nymphaeales; Nymphaeaceae. The record is from RefSeq and is a predicted model, not a curated record. The transcript has 5 exons. Gene Ontology annotation, molecular function: metal ion binding; acid phosphatase activity.